AUGCCGCCCAAGCGCCAGCGUAAGCCGAAGCAGCCAUUCGAUCAAGGCGUUAACCCGUCCUCCCAGAAGCGUAGAGCGCCAGCAACUAGACAAAAUCCUACCCAUUUAACGCCUAAACGUGUCCGCCGUGAGGCGCUGCCGUCGCCUCCAGCGACUGCCCCGCCGCGCCGUCAAAGCCCGUUGUCCGAGCCUGAGCUGCAAGCCACCCAAACAGCUGCCUCCGCGCAAGCUGAAGAUAUCGUUGGCGAGGAUGAGGAUACUUUCGAGGAUGGAGAUGGCGAUCCGCUGCCUGAGGAUGAGGAUGAGAUCGCUGCUAAGGGCGCUGCCGGUAGUGUUGAGGAUGAGAUCGCUGCUAAGGGCGCUGCCGGUAGUGUUGAGGAUGAGGGAGAGCCAGCGUACCGACGUCAAGAAGGCACUCCAUGGCUGCCUCGCUCAUCGCAAGCGCUAGAGGAUGAGGUUAAUCCUGUACUGCGCGUUAGGUGGAGGGCUUGCCUUGGUGGUGAUAUGGAGAAACACUUUAUUCCUGAAGCUGCCGAUAGCGAGCACGGCGUACGGCUGUACUCGCUGCAUUUCGACGACCUAUGGCAGUGGGUAGAUGACGUUGUUGCAGAAUUACGGCCAAAAAGAGCGAAGAUCUCAUCUGUUUGCACUGUUGUUUACCCAGCUAAGCAGGCCAAACGCGAGCGCGCGAUAAAGCGAUUGCGGCGAGGUGUUGAUGCAACGUGGAAUAGCUUUCAGCGCCUUGUUGUAGAGGUUGAUAACUAUGUCAGCGAGCCAGUAAACGUCGAUUUCGAGCUCAUCUUGGCUGAAAUUCCAGGGGAGCAGCAGCCGUUGCCAACGGUUGUCGACGGCCCUCGUCGACGCACCGCAACGGUGAUUCAAGAGGAGGGGCUUGCUGGUGUAAUAGCAGCUGAACAAGCAGGUAGCGGGCAUGCUAUUGCUAUCCGGGAUAGAUGGCGCUGUACAGAUACCCAUUGCGAGAACUAUCCUUAUUGCUGCUGGAUGGCGCCAACAGCGAGGCAGCCAGCGCGCUUCGAAGAUCACCUCUUUGUCAACGGCAACAUUAUCUCCAUGUGGGCAAGAGCAAUUACAGCGAGAAGGGCAACGUACGAUGAGCCAUCUGAUGAUGUACGGCUUGCAAUUUUGAGAGCAAAGGACCUACGGGUGCAUGAGAAAACGCGCAAGUUGCGGGCGGCUGGAGAUGGCGACGAUGAUAUCAAAAGCUUAACAAAACUGCUCAUCGUUGGACAGCUUGAGCGGAUGAACAGGCAACCUCAACAGGAGUCUAACUUGCAGGCAGCUGCACCAACGAUAACAAGAGCUGAGGUAUCUAGUGCAUCUCAGUGGGCGCCUAUCCGAUAUGAUCAUGAGCAGGAGAUUAACGAGCAUACUAGUAAUUUCUUUAACUACCUUAAGUUAAAAUUUCCUACAGUUGGAGAGGACAUUAACGAGCUUUAUAAGACUCUUGUUAUUGACGGAGCUAUGGAUAUCAACCUCUUGAUGCAGCCAUCUGGUGAUAUCUUGAAGUUGUGGACGCAGCAUUUCAAGCAGCCUCCUGGCUGGUUUUUCACGCUACAAAACACUGCAAAAGAAUGGCAAGCUGGGUACCAGGGUCUCACAGAUCGUAACUGGAGACGAGUCGAACGUUGUAAGAAAAGAGAAGAGAUUGCGCGCAAGAAAUUGGUGGUUGAACCGUCUAGCAGUGUUGUGGAGGAUGAUGGCGAGAAUGCUUGAAGCUUAGUGGCCUGAGCGUUUUUGGUGACAGCGGCCCGUGCCCGCUAUAGUGUUGAGGUUUUUCAGGCGUUUCAAAUGCGCUGCAACAAUAGUCUAUUUGGAUAGCCCUAUGUACAACACUACAACGUUAUGCGAUUAUAACAGGUUAACUUCCUAAGAUAGUUCUAUAUGUAUAGAAAUAGCUCUUAUUUUUUUAGAAUUAUUAAAUCGCUUUUGUGGGUUGCGCAUUAAGGUGUAAUCGUUCGCAUUUGUAUGGUAUCAUCUACCUAUAGAAACGUACUGUGGCAUCCAUUUAAAAGCACAAUUAAUAGGGAUAGCCACACCUAUGGAACCAGCUUCUGCAGUUAAUAUUACAGCACACCAGCUGCGCUGCAUACUCAAGAAAGACCCCAAAGUCAAUGAAGUUCUCCGCUUGCGCUGAAUUCCUUUUCAUCCACCCCUUGAGCUGCUUAAAGCUCUUCUCGAUGGGGUUGAAAUCUGGUGAGUAUGGCGGCGGAGUGGCUCACUCUGCUCCUUUGCCCGCUUUGUUGCAAGCUUGCGAGACCAUCUCAUCUUCUCUAGCUCUCGGUAAACGCUCGCAAGGCUUAUCCUAACGUCGUACUCGUCGUACAAGAAGUCCCUCAUCUCAUCC
Messenger RNA from Pyrenophora tritici-repentis Pt-1C-BFP, 2365 nucleotides. The record is from RefSeq and is a predicted model, not a curated record. Lineage: Eukaryota; Fungi; Ascomycota; Dothideomycetes; Pleosporales; Pleosporaceae.